This is a messenger RNA of Vigna unguiculata (cowpea), 519 nucleotides long. RefSeq lists its product as uncharacterized. NCBI's taxonomy places the organism in Eukaryota, Viridiplantae, Streptophyta, Magnoliopsida, Fabales, Fabaceae. The record is from RefSeq and is a predicted model, not a curated record.
AUGUCGAAAAAGGUUGUUCUCCGCUCGGCCGUGUCUCGCCCGGGGCAGCCGCUGCUGACGCAGAGCCGGAGCUUCCCCCAGACGGGGACGAGGCUGGGGGAGGCGGUGGGCGGCACCGCCGCCGUGUGCUGCUGCUUCUCGUUCGGGCUGGCGAACAUGAUGUAUCUGACGAUGUACAAGGUGCCGGCGAGACUCUGCCAGAAGGCGCUGCGGCGGAAGCGGCGGCAUCUGCGGAGCAACAGCGAUGGAUUGGAGAUGGUGAAUCACUCGCGACGGUGCACGUGCGGAUGCUGCGACGACAUCAUGGGCGCCGGGCGGGUGUACCCGCUGUGCAGCGAGGACGAGGAGGACGUGGCGGCGCUUCGGCGGCGGAGCGUGGCGGAGAAAGACUCGGACAUGGUGGAGCUGGAGAAAGAGAUGUGGGAGAGAUUUUACGGAUCUGGGUUCUGGAGAAGCCCCUCUCAGAAAAAUGAAAAAAGUGUUUAUGUUCCAAAUCUUAAGCUGGUUCCUGUUAAGUGA